AUGAUUUGUCCCGAUUUCUUAGAAUUCCAGGACAUCUUAAAGAAAAUGCGUAUUCUGGAUGAUAAAAUUGUAUAUGCCUUAAAUACGACAAUACCUACUGAGUCAUUUCAAAAGAAAAUAGAUGCCACUUCAGCCUGUCAUGAUCUGUAUGAACAAAUUCAAAAGGGGCACAGUGAAAGAGAAAAUGUGAUAAAAAAUUGCAUAUUGGUGACCGCUGAUACGGUUAAAGAUCUAAAAGCUGCCAAAGAACAGAAGCCUGAUGAUAUUGAAGUUUUAAAAUCUUUAAAGACUGAACAAAGAAAGUUACGUCUUCUGCAAACUGAACUUAGUGUUGAGGAAGUUAUUAAGGAAAAGACUAGCAAGUUAUUCACAGAAAAAUGUAGAAACUAUUUUAAGCCAAGUAAUUAA
Molecule: messenger RNA, 408 nt
Organism: Leptosia nina
Lineage: Eukaryota; Metazoa; Arthropoda; Insecta; Lepidoptera; Pieridae
Source: the annotation of a GenBank genome assembly